AUGACUGCUGCAAAGAAGAGCGUUGUGGUGACAGGAGGGGCCUCAGGCAUAGGUCUGGGUAUCACCCGAUCAUUCGCAGAACAAGGUGCCCAUGUUUCUGUCCUUGACGUAAACCCAGAGGGCGAACAGAUUGUCAAGGGAUUGUCAUCAGAGUAUCCCAAUGCCAGUUUCUCGUUCAUGAAAGCCGACAUCUCGAAGUGGGAUGAGCUAGCAGCAGUGUUUGAGCACAUCUAUCGAGAACAAGGCCGGAUCGAUGUCGUCAUGGCCAAUGCUGGGAUAUCGAGAGAACCAAAAUUGAUCGUCGACGAGGAAACGCCUUCAAAGCCCGCGUUGCACACUGUGGAAGUCAAUUUGAUUGGAACAAUAUACACUGUCAAACUGGCCAUUCACUACAUCCGGAAGAAUGCGGUGGUGAACGGCGCCACGGUCCCUUCCAAAGGCUCCAUUAUUUGCACGGCGUCGAACGCUGGGUUAUAUGCGUUUGGCGUAGCUCCCCUCUACGCUGCCUCGAAAUUCGGCGUCGUAGGGUUGGUAAGGUCACUCGCACGUCAACUCGAGAGGGAGGACAUCCAGAUCAAUGCUUUGGCACCAGCUGUUCUUGAAACAAACAUUGCACCGGACAAAGCAUUAUUCAAGAAGAUGAUCAUCACACCCAUGUCCACCCUAACCCGAGGUGUUCAACAGCUCGUAUCGAAUCCAUCCUUGACAGGCCAAAUUGCCGAGAUCCACGGGGAAAACGUGUCGCUUAGGGACCAGACCCCGUACAUUGACGAGGAUACCGGUACGAAUAUUGAGACGUUCUGGAGCCUGGGAUAUGCUUGA
Molecule: messenger RNA, 822 nt
Organism: Fonsecaea nubica
Lineage: Eukaryota; Fungi; Ascomycota; Eurotiomycetes; Chaetothyriales; Herpotrichiellaceae
Exons: 4
Coding region: 1-822 (273 amino acids)
Cellular component (GO): cytoplasm
Molecular function (GO): oxidoreductase activity, acting on the CH-OH group of donors, NAD or NADP as acceptor
Source: RefSeq, a predicted model, not a curated record